AUGCACUUUAGUUCAUUCAAAGUAAUAAUUUACUAUUUAAUCGCAUCCUUAAUUUUGUAUAUUAGUAUAUAUUAUUCAAAACUCUCUACAGAGUAUUAUUCUUUAUCAACUCGCCAAUUGAAUUCGUUGAAACGGGAAAUAGACACACGUUCAUGCAACAAUAAGGAACCGAACAUCAGGCUUUAUAUCGUACCAGAUAGUGUAACUGAAUAUACGCUAGCCAUAAAGAUAUUAAAAGAGGCAUGGACUUCUAUAAAUUCAACGGAUCUUUUGAAUGAUUCGAUCACGACUGAUUUGUCUACACUUAAUGGUUCCAACGUAAAAAGUAUUAAUUGCGUACAGAUUUCAAUAGCAUAUUCAUCAAAAAACUUGGUUCAAGACUCUAAACUUCCUGGAUUGCACGGAAAUUACUACAUUUUCCUUCAAAAAUCGAAUUAUUUUGAUAAUGAAAAUGACUCUAAAUUCCUAUUGGAAAUUUCUGAUCCUGGAAUCCAUGUUAUGCUUUAUGGACUUAAAAGUGAUGAAAAUAUGAUUGCAGGAAUAAUUUGGAAUAUCGCACAAAAGUCAUUUUUUGGACCGCAUUCUAAAUUUUCUGACGAUGGAUCAAAAAUUUCAAAUGCCAUGUCUGCAUUACCAUUCCAUAGCCAAUACGAUUUCAAUUUUAUAUUGACAACGGAUAAUAAUUUUAGGCCAUCCUGGAAUUUUCAUUCCCAAGUUUUACCAAUAAUAAGACCAACCCUUGAUGCAUUUUCAACGAUAUCGCAUAUAAAUAUACAAUCUCAGAUUAUAGGCUCAACUGGGAUUUUGAGUUGUUCUGAAAAAUCACAAGAUUAUACCAUUAUAAACGUCAAAAAUGAGUGCUUAUAUAGCAAACUAGAUAAACUUUUGCCUAGAGGAGUUAUAUCAAAAGCUUCACAUUUUGCUCCACCUGAAAUAAAUUUCAUUGCGUAUAUUAAUGAUUUAAAUCUUGUGUUCCAGGAUGGAAAUAAGUUUGAUAAUGCUAUUUCAAUUAGAAAUUGGGGGUUUAUAUCAACAUUAAUGGUCCAUGAACCAAACAAAUUUUAUAAACUUUCUGAUUUGGAAGUUAAACAUUUGUCUGGACAAUGGUUUACUCACCUUAGGAUAUCAUUUGGAUUACCAUUACACCUUUUAGAAUAUGCAUCUAUAACUAAAAUAGAUAACCCUAAUAUUAUUUAUUUGAAAAAACUUCAAAAUUUAACCUUCCUAGUCAAGGCAUUCGAGUUUGAAGCAUGGGAUACAUUUACCAAUUUCGAAUAUAAUUCACUAGCAGCAAAAGCGUUGGAUGAAUAUAUUAAUUCUACGACCUCCAAUCUCUCAUACCUUGUGUCGAUAUCCAAACUUCACUUUAGAAUGCAAGUUCCCCAACGUAUUAGAAUGGGAUUUAAGGAAUGCAUAUCACUUUUGAGGUGUUCCAUAUCAACCCUUAAUGGCGAAACAUGUGGAGAUUUGACUGAUUAUAGAAAUUUACUACUACGACUUAGAUUUAUAAGCAAAGAUGUAGACCAUGAACCCCUAAUUAAUGUGUCAUUGGGGCUAGCCCGCCAAGCAUAUGAGGUGUCUAAGAACCUAUUGUCGGACGAUUCUAUGGGUCUAAUAAACUACACUUAUUCUCAAAGUACUUUAAUAUUUUUAAUGUUUGGAGUGUUUCCUUUUUUAUCUACACAAAUAGCAACCAUAAUAAAAUUAAUCAAAAAGAAGAUAAAAAAUUGA
Molecule: messenger RNA, 1731 nt
Organism: Babesia microti strain RI
Lineage: Eukaryota; Apicomplexa; Aconoidasida; Piroplasmida; Babesiidae
Product: conserved Plasmodium protein, unknown function
Exons: 3
Coding region: 1-1731 (576 amino acids)
Biological process (GO): attachment of GPI anchor to protein
Cellular component (GO): GPI-anchor transamidase complex
Source: RefSeq, a predicted model, not a curated record